CAAGACUUAUUGCCCAUACUGCACAAAGGUGAAGGACCUGUUUUCCAAGCUGGGGGCUAAUCACAAAGUGAUCGAGUUGGAUAAAGAAAGUGAUGGUUCCGAGAUACAAGCUGCACUUGCUCAAUGGACUGGGCAACGAACAGUGCCCAAUGUGUUCAUCUCCGGAAAUCACAUUGGUGGCUGUGACAAUGUCAUGGAAAAGCACAAUGGGGGUAAGCUUGUGCCCCUGCUGACUGAGUCUGGUGCUCUUGCUGCCUCUGCUUCAACCUGAAGAGCCUGGCGAAUGAUGAAUAAACAGGCCUGGAACAUAUAAAACUGGCCGUAAUGAACCUAGUUCGUCUUAAUCUUACUGAAUGGAACUAAGUGUACGUAAUGCUAUUAAAUAACAAACAAAGUCCAAUGCUGCUGAAAUCAUGAAACGAUUGCGCAACUUCGGCAAGAACUUAUAAUCUGUUUUGAUUACUAUUAUUUUUUUUGUUGGCAAAUAUUUUGAGCUCUUAA
Molecule: messenger RNA, 501 nt
Organism: Dendrobium catenatum
Lineage: Eukaryota; Viridiplantae; Streptophyta; Magnoliopsida; Asparagales; Orchidaceae
Product: glutaredoxin
Biological process (GO): cellular response to oxidative stress
Cellular component (GO): cytoplasm
Molecular function (GO): glutathione disulfide oxidoreductase activity
Source: RefSeq, a predicted model, not a curated record